CGGCGUGGGAAAACGCCCAACCAGCGCCUGCCUCCCUCCCUCCCCGCCCCACGCGGCGGAUGUGACGUACCGGAUGAUGUUUGCCUGACGCUGGCAACGUGAGGCGCGCGCGUGAGGCGGCCGGGCAGCCAUGGACGCGCUGGACCGGGUGGUAAAGCCUAAAACUAAGAGAGCAAAAAGAUUUCUUGAGAAGAGAGAACCCAAACUUAAAGAAAAUACGAAAAAUGCUAUGCUCAUAAAAGGAGGAAAUGCAAACUUAACGGUGACUGAAGUGCUUAAAGACAUUUAUGCUGUGAAGAAGCCUUUUGCUGUACUGUAUAAAAAGAAAAAUAUUACCAGGCCUUUUGAGGAUCAAACAUCAUUGGAAUUUUUUUCCAAGAAAUCAGAUUGUUCUUUGUUCCUAUUUGGCUCUCAUAACAAGAAGCGGCCUAACAACCUGAUAAUAGGCCGCAUGUUUGACUAUCAUGUCCUAGACAUGAUUGAGCUAGGCGUUGAGAAAUUUGUAUCCCUAAAAGAUGUGAAGAAUAGUAAAUGUCCUGAAGGAACAAAACCUAUGCUGAUAUUUGCUGGUGACAUGUUUGAUGUAAAUGAAGAAUACAGAAGACUGAAGAGCCUUCUUAUUGAUUUCUUCAGAGGUCCUAGUGUGCCCAGUAUUCGUCUGGCUGGUUUAGAGUACGUUCUGCAUUUCACGGCUCUAGAUGGGAAAAUUUACAUGCGAAGCUAUAAGGUGCUUUUGAAGAAAUCUGGCUGUAAAAUACCAAGAAUUGAACUGGAAGAGAUGGGACCUUCAUUAGAUCUGGUUAUGAGGAGAACACAUUUAGCUUCAGAUGACCUUUAUAAGCUGUCUUUAAAACAACCAAAAGCCCUGAAGCCUAAGAAGAAAAAGAAUAUCUCCCAUGAUGUGUUUGGUACGACGUAUGGUCGAAUCCACAUGCAGAAGCAAGAUCUCAGUAAACUGCAGACACGGAAAAUGAAAGGGUUAAAAAAGAGGCCAGCAGAGAAGUCAGCUGAAGAUGGUGGGGCUAGUCCCAAAAAGUCAAAAUCAGGUUGAUAGUCUGGAACAGCUUUGAAAACUCUUUGUACCUGCAAAUUUAGUAUAUAUAUUGUAAUAUAAAUAUGUCAGACAUAAAAGAUUCAGCUGAUGUUAGCUUUAGUUUUAUAUAUAAAAAAAAUCUUAUUAAUGAUUUGUCAUUUUAAAGGAAACAUGGGGGUAUUGAGCUUUAACAUGGAACUUGGUUAUUUAAAAUAAAAAAUGGGAUAUAACUUUC
This is a messenger RNA of Chroicocephalus ridibundus (black-headed gull), 1268 nucleotides long. RefSeq names its product ribosome production factor 2 homolog (gene RPF2). Gene Ontology annotation, biological process: maturation of LSU-rRNA from tricistronic rRNA transcript (SSU-rRNA, 5.8S rRNA, LSU-rRNA); ribosomal large subunit assembly. The transcript is spliced from 10 exons. The record is from RefSeq and is a predicted model, not a curated record. Gene Ontology annotation, molecular function: rRNA binding. Lineage: Eukaryota; Metazoa; Chordata; Aves; Charadriiformes; Laridae. Bases 131 to 1051 code for a protein of 306 amino acids. Gene Ontology annotation, cellular component: nucleolus.